Molecule: messenger RNA, 1778 nt
Organism: Capsella rubella
Lineage: Eukaryota; Viridiplantae; Streptophyta; Magnoliopsida; Brassicales; Brassicaceae
Product: probable WRKY transcription factor 61
Exons: 4
Coding region: 25-1632 (535 amino acids)
Biological process (GO): regulation of DNA-templated transcription
Molecular function (GO): sequence-specific DNA binding; DNA-binding transcription factor activity
Source: RefSeq, a predicted model, not a curated record
UAAGAAAAAUAUCAAAGGAGAAUAAUGGAGAAGGAAGAUUUCUUGAAGAGUGGUCAUGGAGGAGAAAAGAACCAUGAAGGGAUGAGAAAGCUUGAUUCGUCUCACGAUGAUUCUCAUGAAGAACACGAGAAUACUAUAAGAUCCAAGUUGGACUUGACUAAAGUCGAAAUGGAGGAGGCUAAAGAGGAAAAUCGGAGGCUAAAGUCAUCAUUGAGUAAAAUCAAGAAAGAUUUUGACAUCCUUCAAACACAAUACAACCAAUUAAUGGUCCAACAUGAAGAACCAAAACAUAUCUCAUCAAAAGGGCACCAUCAAGACAAAGACAAAGUUAGCGAGCGCGAAGAACUUGUCUCGUUGAGCCUAGGUAGAGGGUUAAAGUCACUGUUCCAGCCAAGUGGUUCAAUGAAGAAUAAAGAAGAAAAAAACAAAGAUAUUAUGGAGGAAGCGGGUGAUGACAAAAAGAUUGAUGGUCAUGAAAAGGGUAGUGAACAAGGGUUGAGUGUGGCAUUUGAAUACAAGGAUUUGAGUAAUCCUAAUGAGAAGUUUGAUCAUAAGAAAGAAACGAUUUCGCUGGAGAUUGGUAGUAAUAAUAAGACCCCAUCAGAGAAUAGUUUUGGGUUUAAGAACGAUGAAGAUGAUCAUCAAGAAGAUCAAGAAGAGCUUUUGCCUCAAAACCUUGUUAAGAAAACUAGGGUUUCUGUGAGAUCAAGAUGUGAGACACCAACGAUGAAUGAUGGAUGUCAAUGGAGGAAAUAUGGUCAGAAAAUAGCAAAAGGGAAUCCAUGUCCUCGAGCUUACUAUCGGUGUACCAUUGCAGCUUCUUGUCCCGUAAGAAAACAGGUGCAAAGAUGUUCAGAAGAUAUGUCUAUACUUAUCUCAACAUACGAAGGAACACAUAACCAUCCACUUCCCAUGUCAGCAACCGCAAUGGCCUCUGCCACUUCAGCCGCGGCUUCCAUGCUCCUCUCCGGCACCUCCUCAUCGUCCUCCUCCUCUGUGGCCGCAUCUGACCUUCAUGGCCUUAACUUCUCUCUCUCCGGCAAUAACAUCAAUCCAAAAUCUAAUUCACCUUUCCUCCAGACGUCUUCUUCCCCUUCCUCUUCAGGCCAUCCCACCAUCACUCUUGACCUCACAGCCUCCUCCUCAUCACAGCAACCCUUCUUAUCUAUGCUCAAUCGCUUCAGUUCUCCUACCAGCAAUGUCUCAAGAUCUAAUAGUUAUCCUUCGACCAAUCUUAACUUCUCAAAUAACACCAAUACAUUGCAGAAUUGGAGUGGUGGUGGUGGUAUUCUCAGUAAUCAAUACCGUGCACCUUACGGUAACAUCAGCACCCAUCAGCAAUCACCUUACCAAAGCAUCAUUCAGACCCGAACCGUCGGGUCAUCUUUUGAUCCCUUUGGAAGAUCAGCCUCAUCAUCUUCAUCACAUCCGACACAAAGCAAUCAUGAUCAUAUAGGAAUCAAAAACAUUACUACUCAUCAAGUGCCAUCUUUACCAGCGGAAACAAUCAAGGCGAUCACGACAGAUCCAAAUUUUCAGUCGGCUUUGGCAACUGCUCUAUCUUCCAUCAUAGGCGGCGAUUUAAAGAUUGAUCAUAAAGUGAAUAGAAGCGAUGCUGAGAAAAGCCCUUAGAGGAAGUGCUAUGUAUGUUCCUAGUACAUUGAUAUAUGUGUUUUUAGUCUUUUACUAGUUUCCUAGUUCAUCAAUAUUUUUGGUUAUUUAACCAUAUAUUUAAUUUGUUGUUGGAAUUUAUGCAACUAAUGUGUACAUAUGAAACU